Molecule: messenger RNA, 15559 nt
Organism: Gopherus evgoodei (Goodes thornscrub tortoise)
Lineage: Eukaryota; Metazoa; Chordata; Testudines; Testudinidae
Gene: AGO3
Product: argonaute RISC catalytic component 3
Exons: 20
Coding region: 72-2756 (894 amino acids)
Biological process (GO): regulation of stem cell proliferation; regulatory ncRNA-mediated gene silencing
Molecular function (GO): RNA binding; protein binding
Source: RefSeq, a predicted model, not a curated record
GCGCCCGGCCCUGUGGGGAGAGGCAGGCUCCUGACCCCGCAGCCUGAGAACGGCCGCCCCCAGCUCCAUGAAUGGAAAUCGGCAGCGCAGGACCCAUUGGGGCACAGCCCCUUCUUAUGGUGCCCAGACGUCCCGGCUAUGGCACCAUGGGCAAACCUAUUAAAUUGCUGGCCAACUGCUUCCAAGUUGAAAUCCCAAAGAUUGAUGUCUACCUCUAUGAGGUGGAUAUUAAACCAGAUAAGUGUCCUCGCAGGGUGAACAGGGAGGUGGUGGACUCCAUGGUGCAGCAUUUUAAAGUGACAAUAUUUGGGGACCGUAGACCAGUUUAUGAUGGGAAGAGAAGCCUUUAUACUGCCAAUCCACUCCCUGUAGCAACCACUGGGGUAGAUUUGGAUGUAACGUUACCAGGAGAAGGUGGAAAAGAUCGUCCCUUCAAGGUGUCAAUAAAGUUUGUUUCUCGGGUGAGCUGGCACUUGCUGCAUGAAGUUUUGACAGGAAGAACCUUGCCUGAGCCUCUGGAACUAGACAAACCAAUCAGCACUAACCCUGUUCAUGCUGUCGAUGUGGUGCUACGACACCUACCCUCCAUGAAGUAUACCCCUGUGGGCCGCUCCUUUUUCUCAGCUCCAGAGGGCUAUGAUCACCCUUUGGGAGGGGGCAGGGAAGUAUGGUUUGGAUUCCAUCAGUCUGUUCGGCCUGCCAUGUGGAAAAUGAUGCUUAAUAUUGAUGUUUCUGCCACUGCCUUCUACAAAGCACAACCUGUAAUUCAGUUCAUGUGUGAAGUUCUCGACAUUCAUAACAUUGAUGAACAACCGAGACCUCUGACUGAUUCUCAUCGGGUAAAAUUCACCAAAGAGAUAAAGGAAUGCAGCAUGUCUAACUGUACAGUGAGCAGCUGUCACUCUACUUCACCAACACAUCUCAGUCAUUGUAAUAGAAAUAGCCACUGUAAGAAAACACUGCAAGGUCUGAAGGUUGAAGUGACUCACUGUGGAACAAUGAGACGGAAAUACCGUGUUUGUAAUGUAACAAGGAGACCUGCCAGUCAUCAAACCUUCCCUUUACAGUUAGAAAAUGGCCAGACAGUUGAGAGAACAGUAGCACAGUACUUCAGAGAGAAGUAUAACCUCCAGCUGAAAUAUCCUCAUCUUCCUUGUCUACAAGUGGGACAGGAGCAGAAACAUACCUACCUGCCUCUAGAAGUAUGUAACAUUGUGGCAGGCCAGCGAUGUAUCAAGAAGUUAACAGACAAUCAGACAUCAACUAUGAUAAAAGCAACAGCAAGAUCUGCCCCAGAUAGACAAGAGGAAAUUAGCAGAUUGGUAAGAAGUGCAAAUUAUGAUGCAGAUCCAUUUGUUCAAGAGUUUCAGUUUAAAGUUCGAGAUGAGAUGGCCCAUGUGACAGGGCGCGUGCUUCCAGCUCCAAUGUUGCAGUAUGGAGGACGGAAUCGAACAGUGGCAACCCCAAGCCAUGGCGUAUGGGAUAUGCGAGGGAAACAGUUUCACACUGGUGUUGAGAUCAAAAUGUGGGCGAUAGCUUGCUUUGCAACGCAGAGACAAUGCAGAGAAGAAAUACUGAAGGGUUUCACAGACCAGCUACGCAAGAUUUCUAAGGAUGCAGGGAUGCCAAUCCAAGGCCAGCCAUGUUUUUGCAAAUAUGCACAGGGUGCGGAUAGCGUGGAGCCAAUGUUCCGACACCUUAAAAAUACCUAUUCAGGACUCCAGCUCAUCAUUGUCAUCCUGCCAGGGAAAACACCUGUGUAUGCGGAGGUGAAACGUGUGGGAGAUACGCUGUUGGGGAUGGCUACGCAGUGCGUUCAAGUCAAGAAUGUCAUAAAAACAUCUCCUCAGACUCUCUCAAACCUGUGCCUAAAGAUUAAUGUUAAAUUAGGAGGAAUCAACAACAUUCUUGUACCUCAUCAACGACCUUCUGUGUUCCAACAACCAGUGAUCUUCUUGGGAGCAGAUGUCACUCAUCCACCUGCUGGGGAUGGAAAGAAGCCUUCCAUUGCUGCUGUUGUAGGUAGUAUGGAUGCUCAUCCAAGCAGGUAUUGUGCCACAGUGAGAGUUCAAAGGCCUCGGCAGGAGAUUAUCCAAGAUUUGGCCUCUAUGGUAAGAGAACUUCUCAUCCAGUUCUACAAGUCAACGCGAUUCAAGCCCACACGUAUCAUCUUCUACAGGGAUGGGGUUUCUGAAGGACAGUUUCGACAGGUGUUGUAUUAUGAGCUGCUGGCAAUUAGAGAGGCCUGCAUCAGUCUGGAGAAAGAUUACCAGCCAGGAAUAACCUACAUCGUAGUACAGAAACGACACCACACACGAUUGUUCUGUGCGGACAGAACUGAAAGGGUCGGAAGAAGUGGCAACAUUCCAGCUGGAACAACUGUAGAUACAGAUAUUACACACCCAUACGAGUUUGAUUUUUACCUCUGUAGUCAUGCUGGAAUACAGGGUACCAGCCGUCCCUCACACUAUCAUGUUUUGUGGGAUGAUAACUGUUUUACUGCAGAUGAACUUCAGCUGCUGACUUACCAGCUCUGCCACACAUAUGUGCGUUGCACACGAUCUGUUUCUAUACCUGCACCAGCGUAUUAUGCUCAUCUGGUAGCAUUCAGAGCACGAUACCAUCUUGUGGACAAAGAACAUGACAGUGCUGAAGGAAGCCAUGUUUCAGGACAAAGCAAUGGGAGAGACCCACAGGCCCUUGCUAAGGCUGUACAGAUUCACCAAGACACCUUACGCACCAUGUACUUCGCUUAAAUAAAUCAAUAAAAUCGGAGCAUACUCACUUAAAGGAAGAACUGAAAAAUUAAGCCACAUACAAUGUAUGUUUCCGGUAGGGCAGUUUAUGGGGUGCUCCUCCGAUCACGCUGAAGCCGACACUGUGCAGGGGCAAGGGGCUAAUCCUUAAAUUGACACGUGAAGGAUUGUUUACUUCAUUGAGGAACACAGCACUAUUAUGCAAUAUGAAACCAGCCAACUGCUUUUUUUGGGGCGAUCUUCUGUAGGAAGUGCCGUCGUCAUCAGUUACUUUUUUUUAUUUCUUGUAGCCUAACCCUUUUAUGCCUUUACCUCAAGUUGCUCGGCAGCACAACUAUCUUUGCAAAAAAAAGUUAAUGAUGUAGUUUAAAAAAAACCACAAACAACCUAUGGAACAAUCACAAUGAUUGUUGAGGGGGGAAGUGUGCAAAAAAUAGCCUUUUUCUCUUUACCCCAAUGCAUUGAGGAGGCUUUCUCUCAAUAUUGCCAUCAGCAUUUGAAAGGGAACAUAUCCAAGUACAUUUCAAUGUACAGAACUAAUUAGAAAAAAUUAGGGGAAGGGUUUUGCACACGAUAGUCCAUUAAUCUAAACAUAAUUUAGCCAACUGCUGCCUUUGUGUCUUUCUUCACGGUUUGGAGUCCUCAACUCCAAUAGUUCCCUUUGAGAAAGCAGGUGGUGUCUGUGCAGCAGUAGUGAUCCACACUCCUCUUGCUCUCUGGUGAGUUUACUAAAGAUGCUGUUUUACCUUAUCCAGAAGUUUCAACUAAUUCUCUAUCUGGCAAGUGUUGAAAUAAUGCAGUGCUGGUUACACGUAGUAAACACCAGAAACGAAACUUUAGAGUUGAGGUCUUUAUUUGCUAGUUUACUUGCUGCCUCUCACACCUUAAUGUGAUUUCAUAUAUAUAUAUGUGUGUUUUUGAAGUUUAGCUUCUUUUUCUUAUAUUUAUUAGAAUAAUAAUGCUUUAAUUUAAUUAUUACAGAACAUAUGGGCAACAUCAAUUUGUAUUUUAGAAAUGUAACCAUGUUUAUUUUAAAAAACAAACAAACUGACAACUUGUUUUUGCUAUCUUUUAGUGCAAUAAGCCGUUCUAAAGGAAAAAUGUGUCCGUAUUAAAGCGGUGUUUGUACCACUAAGUGUGGGAGAAUGGACACCUCCACAAUUUUCAAAGGACAAAGUAAAAGCCUUAAUUUCAAAAGGAAAGUUUUAUAGUUAUCAGGAGUCAACCAUGUUCCUUUUCUAAAUCAAACCAGCUAAGAACAGCAAAACCUGUGCUUCUAGGAUUCUGCAAGCUUUAAUAUUGGCAAUCAAUGCAGUAUUUUGAUUUAACAAAGGAAUUGUGUACAUUUUGGGGUUAAGAGACUGAAGACUUUUCAUUGAAGAUCCAAGUUUUCAGAUGCUGUCCCUAAUGUAGCUGACAUAAUCAUAAAAAUGUCUUAAGAAGUUAAUGAAGUUUUUAAGCAUUUUUGCUUAUUUCAUUAAGCGGCUUUCCUUUUUAAAUUAAGGUGUCGGUGGCUUCAUUUCACUUUACAGAUAAAUUAAGAGGGCUGGGAUAAUUUUAACAAGUUAAAUCACUGAAAUGUGAAACAAAACAUUAAUGGGACUUUUGUUCAUUCCACUUUAAAGUUAAAACAAGUAUUUUAAAGAUGAAAGAGAUGAGCAUUUAUUCAGUACAUCCAGGCAUCGGGGAGUUUUGCACUUUGUAACCUCGUGAACUGCAUUUUUAACUGUUUUAUUUGCACUGGUUCAUAGUAUAUAUGCAUAUAUAUAUACUGCAGAUUGUUUAUAUGGGCAUUGCUGUUAUCCCAGCCCUUCUGAACUCCACCUGCUCUUCACACGAAAACCAAUGGGUUGGUUUAAGUAUCUCAUUUGUCUCUUGUCAUUCUCAUGUAAUCCACUAUAUUUGCCAAUUUACUGUAUUUUGAGCCUAAAAUCUGAGCCCAUUUUGCUUCAACAGGCUUGCAUUUCCCCCCAUUUCUGCCAGAAAACUAAGUACUGUAUUUUGUGCAUUUGUACAUUAUAUUGAAAUGUAUGUAGUGCUGUUCACAACACUGUCUCAAAGCGCUUUACUAAAUAGUUGAUGUAUCUACAUAUGUAUUUUUCUCCCAGUAUCAAGAAACAUAAUGCAAAGAAACUAAUUUUUUGCAGUUAAAAUUGCACUGGAAAUAGUCAUGCAGGUAAGGCAGUGUACCUAGUGGCUCAGGAGAAAAGGGGACGAUUAUAACAGAUCUCUAUGUAGCCAACCAGCUCUUAGGAGUCUCUCUCAUUGUUAGUGGGAUUCUAUUCAUUCAUCAGUGGGACUGCAGAUUCCUCACUGAAGUGUCCCAGUGUUCUCUGGCUGCUUCAUGCACUGAUCUUUCAGCUCCUUUGAAUAAACCUGCUGCAGGGAGGUCAAUAUAAUGAAAUGAUUGGAGCAAGAUGGUUUCCAAACAAAUCUCUCCAUCUUUUAUUCUGUAACUUGUCAGUUUCCUCUUAAAAGAGCUCUAGCUAGUAGACCCUUUAUAAAAGGCCCAGGUUAGGCUUUUUACAUUAGAUUGAUUUUUUUAAAAUUGAAGGGGCUUUUUUAGAAAAACCUGCUUUACAAGGACUUUUUGUGAACUGGCAUUUUGAUGAAAAGCCCCUUUUUUAAAAAGAAAUAUGGCCUUUAACUCUUCUUUUUAAGACACUAUACAGUUUCCAGUCUGAUUUGAAAGUUUUACUUACUUUGCUUGCUACUUCCACCAAAAACUUAAAAUAUAAAAAAAUCCAUUGGGGAAAUGGCUUAAAAAAUGUUUGCUCAGCAGGCCAGUGUAACUGGUUUUCAUGUGAAGAGAAGUUGGGAGUUUUAAUCUCUAUAUUCUUAGUUUUGCAAAUGUCUACAGAAGUGCCGAUACAUAUAUUUGUAUUACAAUAUCAAGUUACUGGCGUUGUGAGGGCCACACGUUUAUGAUACUGUAGCUGCUAUAUUUAUUUAAAUGGAGACGGACAAUUACUGCACUAGGAAAUGAGGAGAUGAGCAGGAACCAAGGCUUAGAGUUAGAUGCGGUAUCUCAUUUUUCAGAAGAAAAUUAACAGUGUGAAAUAUCAAGUGUAACAAAGGGUGCUGUCAUUUUAAUUGAGAUUAAAUAGCCAGAGAUUCUUCCUUUGUCUAAAGACUUAUAUAUAUUUUGAUGUUUGCAGUUUAGGGGGUGGGGGGAUAAAUGGUACCUCAUCUGUGGUGGCAGUUUCCUGUAUAUUUUCACAGGAGUAUAUGGAUUUUUUUAUUUUUGUACCUGCUCUCCUUUAAAGAAAAGUUUUCUCAAGUUUUAUGUGCUUUUUAGAGAAAUCUCGAGUGCACCACACAUUAUCCCUUUAUCUUUCCAGGAGCACUCUGUAUAUAGCCCAAACAGGGAUGUGGGCAAAGGCUGACAGUUCCAUUUUGCGGAAACAUUGGCCUCAUUUGUGCAUACAUCUGUCUAAAACAGUGGUUCCCAAUCUUCUCAGACACUAUACCAGUUUACCAGACUAAGACCUUACCUUGUACUAGCAAGUGCCACUAACCUCCCAAACAAUGGGGGCAUACACUUAGGCACCCAGCACAAAAUCUGGGGUGGGCAACCAAGGAUACUAGCCACACACACCUGAAAUAACAAUACUGGUACAUGUACCAAUGUUUAGGAGCCACUGUCCUAGAAAUAGCAGUGCUUCUCUGAAGGGUUUUUGAUAAUGGCAAUUACUUUAAAUAUGUGAUCUAGUGAUUAGUGGAUCCAACGUUAGAAAGAGGUUGAGAAUUUUUAGUAGUUUGAAUCGUUAAACUCUUGCAGCAUCUACUAACAACACGACUGACAACUCCACUCAAACAGAGCAGCUUUGAUUUGUGGGGCACUUCCACUGUGGCCGUUUUACUCAGGAUUGUUAGAUAGAUGGUUGUCAAAUGUUAGACCAUUUAGUUGAAAUUAUGCAAAGGUUAUCUCCCUAGGAUUCAUUUUGGGAUGCUUUUAGAAGGUAGUUUAGUCCUUGUAACAGCUUUCAAGUUGAAAUGGAUUCCUGAAAGCUGUCAGUCAAAUUCUUUCAAGAUGCCAUUGGUCCUAAAUUGUUUCCAUUUCUUCUUUUUGUGCAGAUACUUGUCCGAUCAAUGUUUAGGCACAGGACAUUAGAUGAAUAAUCAUGCUCUGUGCACAUCCUAGCUGCUUGUUUGUUUUCUACUCGGGCUCGAGUGCACAAUAGUGUGAAAUUGCCAAGCUCCAAUUUCUUCAGUUUCAAAAGAAUGAGGCCUUUCUGGAUUUACAUUUUACUCAAACCUUGAGACUUGUCCACCUUUGAUAUGUUCUCAGUUUUGUGAACUGAUGGGAUAUAACCUUUCUCAAAGCACUUUUCGUAACAGAGGAAUCAAAGAAGCUCUGAUUAUAUAAAUUGAAACCGUAACUUUUCAUUUUCAAAUGGUCAUCUUGAAGUUUCUUUUCAUGCCAGACAAAUGCUCAGGCAGUUGCCGUGUUGUGGAGUAAACAUGGCUGCCACUGGCCGGUUAAUUUUAUCAGAUAGAAAAUCCAUGUAGAUGUCAAAGGGACAAAUAUUCCUUGCUUACUUUCCUACCCAAAGAUAGUACUUGAAUCUGACAUUGUGUAUGGGAUACCAUUUGUGUUUUGGCACAUCUUUUAAUUAUAAAAACUUCACUUAGCCAAUUCACUCAGAUAUAUUAUUUUUGUAAAAAUGAAAAAGAUUAUUAAGGUUAAAGUAGCGCUAAUCUCAAGUGUUUUCUACUAGUAGAAAAUCUUCGUAACUUUACAAUAGUUGUCAGGUGUGAAUCUGAUGUGUACAGGACCCUAUGUUUUACCUAUCUAGCAGAGUCCCAAGAAUACAAUCACAAAAACACUGAGGUUUAAAAUUAGUUUGUGGCCUGAGCAGCCAAAGGCACCCAUGGGAAGCAGUGGGGGUGGAGGGCAGGUGAACGUUUGCAAAGAAGCAAACCAACAAAAGCAUCACUGUUACAGAAACUAGGGAGUUGGUGGAGAGACCCAUACCAAUCACCUUUCCAGCCGUGUGUCCCUGACUGUUAGAAUUCUGUCUGAGAUCCCCUCAUCCUAACAUGGGUACUUUUAUUGUAGAGUCCUGUUAAAGCAAAGAAGUUCCACUGUUAAAACUUGGAGCAAUUUUUAAUUUUUUUUUAAAGCUAGACAGUCCUCAGAAAGUGCCUUUUCAGAAGAUGGUGCUGUAGAUUUUUAUGUUCAAAUUGUACAUGGCUGAAAAUUUGAGAAAAAUUAUUGAAAAUGCCAAGUGUUUGGUAUCAUUUUAUGUAACUUCAAGCAGCAAUUUCUGAGUCAGGACCAAGAAUAACCAAGGAAGGGUGUAUUCAGAAGGAGGGAAAGAUAUUGAGGAACGAUCACCAAAUUCAGCUUGUAAACUUGAAGUAGUUUGGAUUUUAUUUAAUGUAACUAACCACUUCCUAUUUUAGGAGGAUACAUGGGGUGGGGUGGAGGAAAGGGGGAGAAAUAGCACAGGACACUUCAGGCAGUGGUGUAGUUAAUAAUAUUUAAAUGGGAUCAUAGAUGAUCAAAGGACAUGUCCUCAUUUUUGGAGAUGAAGCAGGUUCACAGAGAUGAAGUAAAAUUCUCUGAGGGCUUAUAAUGAGACAGUAUAUCCUACUGUGAGCAGACUUCACACAACCUGUAUUUUAAGAGAGUAAUGUUUACAUGCUAAGUGAAUUUCUGAUGACUUAAUAGGGACUUUUGAUUAUCUAAAUGGUAAACAUGUUUGGAUGAUUGUUGGUGCCCUGUUUUCACUGGGCUAAAAGAUGUUGUGGAGCCCCUGCUGACUUUGGUGAGCAUUCCUCCAGUCAGGAAGAGUUGUCGACUAGACUAAUAAACACUGCACCUCAUUAACCUUGUAAUGCUGCAUAAAGUAGUAAUAAUAGCAAAGUUCGGCCUUGAUUUCACUGUAAUGUGCUUGCACAUGCCUGCAAAAAUAUACACACAACUUUCAUUUUUGUAAUACCUUAAUAGUAGUUAAAAUAUUUUUUUUAAAGAUGAGAUUUGUCCUUUAUUGUGGUGUUUCCUUAUAUUUAUUGGUUAUUUGUGUGCAGCUUAUAGUUUCAUGUUUGGCCUAAAUGUUGCUUUAUAACACUUUUUUUUUUUUUUUAAGGAGGGAGUUGUUUCUAUGUGUCUUUUUCUUUGUGAAAUCAUAACUUUACUAAUGAUUGAGGAGAAACUGAAUGAAAUGAAGUGAUCAGGACAUAAAACAGACUACGUCGGUAGCUGGAUUUGAUUUAGAAUUCUGACAUGCCCUUUUCUGUGUUCAGUUUUACUGUAAAUCCAGUACUGGUCUUUAAUAACGUGUAAAACAUACUUCUAGAUCAUCUGAAAAUAAUGGUCUCUUGAUAUUAAGCAAGAUGUUUUCAAGAGUCAGAAACAUUAACAUGAGACUCCCAUUUCUACUAAGUAACAGAUUUGCUGGAAUUGGUUUGUUCAGUAAGUCUACCAAUAUUUCUAGUAUGAUUAAGCAGUGUUAGCACCUUUAUUUCACAUAUUAAUUUGGAAUUGCUCACUUAAAUUCAAGUAAUUAGGCUAUUCAAAUUGUAAAGGGGGGAUAGUGAUACUUGCUUGAACUUUUAGGUUGUUAGGGGAAAAAAGCACUGUCAGGUUAAUCCGUAAUUAAAAAUACUUAUUACUUAAUGUAGGUUAUAAAAAUGAAUUUUAAAGCUCUAAUUUAUUUUUCUCUGUUUUUGCUGUCUUUUGCUUCUGAUUCAGCUUAGACAAAGAAAUUAAUUAGUUUAUAGUAACUUUAUAGUCAGAGCAAUCCUGGCAUUUAAACUUUCCUCUGCAAUGAUUCAACCUAAACUCUUUUCUCUUUUAAAUCUUAAAUUCCUGAAAGCAUUUCUUGUUUAGGUUUUAUUAAAGUUUAUUCCACAAAACCUAAAUUCAGGACCAACACUACCUUACUUUUGUCUCGUUAGUAACAGCCAUACCUUUAUUUUACUGAUUGAAAAGGACCAAAAAUUCCUGUUCCAUUUUUUUUUUCAUGCAGAGGUAGAUCCUGCAUCUUUUUUUCCAUUGCUCAUAGCCAAUUUCAUAUGACUUUUAACCAAUCCAGAAGUUGUUGAAAUCCAAUAAGAUUUCAGUUCUUGUCCUCUUCGCUUUCCAUACUUUUGUAGCCAUAUUUACAAAGUCUAAAGAGACUUAAUAAUUUAAAUUUGGUGAUACUGUUUUUAUUGGGCACAAGCCAUUAUUAAUCAGUCUUACCUGGAUUAAGAUGUACUGUGGCAUAUGUAUGUAAUUACAGUAGAUCUGUAUUACUCAGCAACAGGUGUGUGAUGUUUUAAAACAUCCAGUUUAAGUUUAAACUGAAAAAUGGCAGAUGGUGCAGACCCUCUCAUGAAAUAUUUUCAGUAGGAAAAAUAAUCUUCUGCAUAUAUCUAGUUUUUAUUCAUCCUCCUUGCUGAGACUUGGUGAAUGAACAUUUUCUGGAAUAAAUUGCAUUGUUUGUAGUCUGUUGUGCUGGGGUGAAUGAUUAAACCAAACGGAAUUAUAUGUCAGGAGUCUGUCAAUUUUCUUUCCUGUAUUACUGAAGUAGAGAACAGAUGGCCGUGAUGACAGUUGCAUCAAACCAACGACAGAGAGCUGUCAAAAGCAAUGCAAGGGGGAAAUUAGUGUUUAUAUUUAAAACAGCGUAAGCAAUGGAAAGCUAAGGUUUCUGCAAGAACAACGUGCAGCUCAGAACCUUGUGAACCUGUAUUUUCAUGUUUAGUUCACCAAAAGGAAACGCCUCUUGCAUUUGGCCACUUUAAAAACAACCACAGGAUGAGGGAAAAAAAAUGUGCCUGUGUUCCCCACUACCACAUAAGCAUGCAGAGAAGCAAUGCCCUUAGGCGCUGUACAUUUGAAUGUAAAAUUAUAAAGAACAACAUUUUUAUUUUGCUUUUACCUAAAUGCUGCUACUUUAAAUACUUAGUUAAAAUCCAAUACAUUGGUGCUAUUUGAAACCAAACAGCCAAAAGAUUUCAUGGGUAAAACCAUAAAAUUGAAUUACUGUUGUAGGUUGUUGGCCACAGUCUUCAGCAGCAUCCAGAGACAAAGCAGUGGCAGUGUUCAUCUUCCGUGGCAUUGCAAAUGAGUCUAUGAGUCUAACUGGUAUUGCUCAUGUUCAACUUUUAACAUACCUUCCCUUUUCCCUAAAACAAACUCACUCACCAUACUAUGCCCACAUGGAAUAUCCAUUUCUAUCUGCAACAAUCUUGUUACCCUUUGGAACACAAGGGUUUAGUUAUUGGACUAGUGAGUGUUAAGGCAAUGAGUGAUGGUUUGUGGUGAAGCAGCUGCUAAUAGAGAAACCCAGGAAGGGUUUAAACAGAAGUUAGUAGGGUAAGCUGCAUUCUGCUCUGGUUCUUGAGGGAAUUGAUAGGAAUCUCAAAAGGUGAUUUGAGCACACUUGAAACGUUUUUUCUUGCAGGAAUUAUUUGAGCUGAUAUUGAGAACCCAGCAGGCAUUUUGCCUUUUUCUGAUCAAGAACAGAAGCUGGAGGACAAUUUACACUUGCAGCAUUCCCAAAUAAUUGAUAUGCUAUGGUUAAGAUUUUCAUGCGCUUAACUUAAAACUGAGAUCCUUCUUUCAUUUUCCUUAGCCCACUGUUACAAUGCUAAUAUUUUAAAAUGUUCAUGUCCCUUUUUUUGUUAAGGAAUGUGCACUCUGAAUGGGAUUACGCAUGAAUGUAUAGAGUUUGUUACCCUUUCAGGUACCUUUUUGAACUAGUUUUUAAGGAGUAAUGAUAUCUAAUAUGCAUUAUUCAGUAGUAGAUUAGCAGUUUCUUUUACAAAAUUUAACCUAGAUGUUAGUCUCCUUUUCUGUGCCUAUUCAGAAUAGCCUAACCUGCCUUUACUUAAAAAUUGCCAUCCAGUGGUGUCUUUACUACUUACAGUGCAUCUGCACCAUUCACGCAUUAGCUUGAUUUUUUUUUUUUUUGGAGUCCGGCUGUUUUUUUUCCUGGCAACUGUGAGGGACAUUUAAGAAUGUGGUAUAAUGAAUGUAGGAAAGCAACGAACUGGCCUGAUUUUAAGUGGAAUCCUUUUGGUGAAAAUUUGAUGUCACUGUUAUCUCUGCAAAAAUUAUUUUGCUAGCAGCGGAAGUUGGGGUGGUCUAUAUAAAGAAUUUUGUAAUGUCUUGGGUGUGAAAGGUUUUAGCAAAGUGACAUGAGAAGAAAAGUACCUUCACGGCUAUACCAAGGUACUAAUAUAGAGCAGAUCUGUGUAUAUUACAUGCUGUGCAAAAGGACUUACCUGUACCUGUUUCACCAUUGAGUUCUGGAUGCUGGUUUUUAGAGUUGAAGCUGCUGUGAAGGUAGAUUUUCAGAAUGCAGAGGGAAAGUUUCAGAUGGACCAUACUGAAACAAUUUUGAGACGGUGGCAUGGCACUCCAGAAUUCAAAUUCUUGCUGUGACAUGAACUCCCUCUGUGUCUCUGGGUUUGUCACUCUGCCUCAGUUUCACCAUCUGUAAAAUGUGGAUAAUAGCUCACACUAUGUGAGGACUAAGUAUACAUGUUUUGAAGAUAAGUAAUGCUAUAGAAGUACUAAAUUAUUAAUACACGUAAAUUGAGGCAUCUUUUGUAAAUUUUCAUCUCCAUUUAUCAGUCCUGUAUUUUGUUUAACAUUUCUCCCAUCUGCCUGCUCUAGGGGUCAUGCCAUGGACCCGAGCUGUGGUCUUUGCGCACACUUCUUAUCUGCAUUGGGAGUUACCCAUUGGGAAAGGCAGCAGUACUGGUCUAUAAUGCUGACUUUGUAGCUGGCAUUUUUCUGACAAAAGGUUUGUUUUUUGUUGCAAGGUGGUUGGUAAGAGGGAAAAGUCUAUAUAAACACAGAUUUGCAAGUAUAGCAAUUAAAAUAUAGAAUUAUUGGCCAGUAAACAUGCUUUUUGCCUACAUUUCCCCAACUGUGGAAGUCUCUUUAAUAAAUAAAUAAAUAAAUAAUCUGUUCAAACAUCCAGUUCUUUACUAUAGAAAAUACAGUUCAUACAAGGUUCUGUUCAUUUUGGCAUAUCGGCCAGUCAGUUUUCCAUUGGAGAGGUGGAUAGUGCCAUAUUUGAAAAAGGUUUUUGAAAUUCUGUUGUCACGUGAUUAAUUAAAAACAUGGAAAGAUUAGGGCUGCUGUGCCAGGCAAGUAAAGUGACAUUGAAAGAUUUCAUUAAGUGAUAGGAAGGCUAUUAGAAGGAAGACAGUUUAGCCUUUUGAUGUCAGGUAAUUUGGCCGAAUGUUGGCUUCAUUGGGCUGUUCUGUGUUAUGGACCCUAAUAUAACCCUUUCCACCUUGGUUGUAGGCUUUACUGUGUUUUGGACACAGUUUGUGUUUAAUGAGGAAAGUGUACUCAUUUCUCCAAGUGAAGCUUUGCAGCGUUGAUUCUGGCUUUGUUAAAUGUUUACCUGAAGAUAAGUGCUGCUCCUUAAAAUAUUACAUUUCAGCUCAGUUCUGCAGGCGGUAACCAUUUUAAAUGUAUAGCCUCUGGGUACAGGAACUGUACUGAUAAAAACCAAUCUUCUGUUGCUGGCAUUCACUGAGCAGGGUUCUCCCAUAUGAUUAGCUGUACUGACUUACAGUAAUUUGGCUCUCUUGUUUCACAUGUCAGGUGAAAAAAUGAGUUUUGGGCUCACAGGGUGUAGAUUCAUUUGACAGGGAGAUUCUUAUUUCCCUUGGUGUGAACGGUUAGGCUUUCCAGCAUGGACUGCUCAUGGAUAAAUAGCAUUGGCAUUCUGUGUGGGAAAGUGGGGACUGCUCAGUACCACAGGGCUAUGGGGGUGGUUGGCAUAGCUAUGAGCAUUGUCUAUCAGGCAUUACUUCAAAGGUUUCACUGUAAUAUGUAGUCAUUGGCUAUGUCUGUACUUGGAGCUGGGGGUGUGUGAUUCUCAGUUUGAGGUGACAUGUUUGUGCUAACUCUCAUUGAGCUAGUGCACUAAAAAUAGUAGUGUAGCCUUGAUAGUAUGAGUAGCAGCAUGAGCUAGUUGCCCAGAGUACAAACCUGCUUGACCCUGUGUGCUAUUUUUCACAUGCUAGCUCAAUGACCGCGAGCAUGAUUAUGCCUACUUGAGCUGGGAAUCAGUCUCUCCUCUCCCUUGCCCCCCAGCUCCAUGUGUAGAGAUCAGUUAUGGGCCAAUAUGGCUAUUAACAUGUCUUCAGAGAAUGGCAAAUUGUGGCAUAGCGUGCACCUUGAAGAUUAUUACUAAUCAAAUAUUAAAUGUUUAGGUAUAAGGCUACUGGAAGCAGUGGUGUGUGUAUAUAAAUGUUACAUGUCUAUAAUACUGUGUACUUAAAUAAAGAGAAUAUUUGUGCUACUUGGAAUUCCUUUUUGGAAUAAAGGGUGUUUGUUUUUUUAACAGACCUUUCCAGUGGUUUGGAAUUCUCUUGUACAUUUAUGUGUCAUACACACUCUUCCUCUUUCUGAUUUGCUGUUAACUGCUCCCUUCUGUUUUGGUGCUACCAUUGCUUUAUGCAAGAAAUAGAAUGUGUUCUAACCACGAAGACAAUGCCUAUUUUUAAAAGAAAAGAGGGUUUAUCUCAAGAAAAAAACAGAAUUGCGAUUUGAAACAUUGCACAAAAUAGAUUGUAGGCGGAUGACAAAUGCAUUGGUAAAAGGUUUUUUAUUUUUACUUUUUAACCAUCUUGACCGUGUGUGCCUAUUUGUAUUGCGGAUAUGGGCUGCAACUGUCUGGGGUGGGAGGGAGUUGAUAUGUGUUAGUAUGGUUUGAAAUGUAAUGCUAACCAGAAGCAGUGUCCCCUCCCCCUCUCCUUUUUCCAAACAAACUGUUCUUGCCAAAAUUUUCUACCUAUCACAACUUUCACUUUUUUUUGCAGCACAGUAAAAUAUCAUGACAUAACUUCUGUCCCACUAUUACUUCCCUCUGCUAGCCACCUGUAAUCUCUCUAGAAUGGUAUAGAAUAUACAUAAAGUCAUUAGAUCUUUCUUUUGGCUUUAAAAAAAUAAAAUCAAGUUGGGUAUAUUGUAAACCUACCGUAAUCAUUUGAAGACUAAAUUUUGUUUUGAAAUGCAUGUAAUGUACUAUUUAACCUUAUUUUAAUACUUGCAUUAUUUUAGUUUUUUUCCAAAAUGUCUGUGAAAAUGAAUGGAGGUUGCAGUGCAGGUCUGAAUCUGAAAGGACAUAGGACCAGAUGAUAUCUUGAGGGAAUACUAAACAUGACUGCCAAACCUUUGUCAGAGAGAAUGUGAUUUUACUUUCAGACUCCUUUGACUUUUUAUGUAGUGCUAUUCAGUGAAAAUAGCUGGAAUUAUAAGACAUCCUUAAGUUGAUAUAAAAUUGAAAUGUGCAUAAAUUGACAAUUUAAAUAAUUUCUCCACAAACUAAUAAAAUGGUAUGGGAGUAUGGUGAUAUCAGAGUUUUUUGGCACUGUUUAUGCACGUGCUGAACAGCCAGUUAUGUAUUAUGGUGUCAGCUGAAGGCUCAGAAUAAGAGGUGAACAGAAAGCAAGCAAGAUUCUGAAAGUAAAAUGCUUGUGUGCAGAUUUUCAGUGGUGAAUGUUGUACCUUCGGUUAAAUCAUUGUCUUUUGCAGAAAUGUAUUAUGUCUGUGGUUGAGAUUAAAAGGACAAGUUUUUGAUUUUUAUUUAACCUGUCGCUCACAAUACUUGCAUUGUGAAAUUCAGUCAUGGAACUCUUUCUGAGCCAAAACUGUCACCAAAGUUUUCUGUGACAGAUUCCACUCCUCUCUUUCUGCCAUUCUCUAUACUGGAAGGACUCUAUGUUGUGUUUGUUUUUACCUUUUUAAAAUUUUUUUAUUGGUUUUAGUGUCGCUUUGCUUCAGUUUGAAGUGUAACUUUCACUAAUAACUGCAAUAAAAAAAAAAGCUUUGCUCCAAA